This is a messenger RNA of Asterias rubens (European starfish), 963 nucleotides long. Its product is annotated as melanopsin-like. Gene Ontology annotation, biological process: G protein-coupled receptor signaling pathway. Lineage: Eukaryota; Metazoa; Echinodermata; Asteroidea; Forcipulatida; Asteriidae. Bases 1 to 963 code for a protein of 320 amino acids. Gene Ontology annotation, molecular function: G protein-coupled receptor activity. Gene Ontology annotation, cellular component: membrane. The transcript has a single exon. The record is from RefSeq and is a predicted model, not a curated record.
AUGGCAGAACAGAAUCUACCUCUCUUGAUUUUCCAGACCAUCGUGGGAUGCCUAGGCAUCUGUGGUAAUGGUUUAGUGUGUAUUGUGAUCAUCAAAGUCCAUUUCAUGCACACUAUCACCAAUGCUUUCAUCUUCAACCAAGCCCUGAUUGAUUUCCUUGGAUCCCUUGUGCUUCUUCUAAGCAGUGUAAUACCCAUCCCAGAUCCAUUCCCUCCUGGGGCUGGAGGGGCACUCAUCUGUAGGUUAUGGGUGUCAGAGUUCUUUCUUUGGGGAUUUUUUGUCACCUCUACAUUUAACCUGAUGGCAGUCACUCUUGAAAGAUACCUAGCUAUAGUGUUCCCCUUCAAAUACCAACAGCUUGCAACUCGUAGGAAUGUCAUUCUGACUAUUGCUUGUGUUUGGAUCUCUGGAUUUCUGUUUGCUUUGCAACCCAUGUUUAGAGUACAAAUUAAGAAUGGUGAAUGCAAGCAAAAGAUGAUUCAAUACUCUGAGAUUUUUGGCAUUGCUAUUGCAAUCGCCUCAUACUUUCUGCCAUACACUGUCAUGCUGGUUGUCUACAUCCACAUCACACUUGUCUUGAAGAAAGGAGCAGCAAGACUUGGUCCUGCACCAGCAGUUCAGCCAUCUGGGAGUGGAGGUGGAGCUGUCAAUGACCAGAGAGAGUCCUUAAUGAGAGCUAGACGUAACACCUUCAAGACCCUUCUGAUUGUCUUUAUCGUCUUCACUGUUUGCUGGACACCAAACACAGUCAUCUUUUUCCUCUUCAAUCUGGGUGUGAACAUUAACUUGAAUUCACCAGUGCAUACGAUCACAGUUGCAAUGGUUGCCGCAAAUGGGUGUCUCAAUCCAUUCAUUUAUGCCAUUAAGUACAAACAGUUCAGAAAGGCACUCAAGACAUUGUUUGGCCGACAAAACCAGAUUCCUGAGAACUCACUUGCAACACUUACUACCAAUCCUGGAUAA